Drosophila subobscura is the source of this 457-nucleotide messenger RNA. Its product is annotated as cytochrome c oxidase copper chaperone-like. Bases 99 to 365 code for a protein of 88 amino acids. NCBI's taxonomy places the organism in Eukaryota, Metazoa, Arthropoda, Insecta, Diptera, Drosophilidae. Gene Ontology annotation, molecular function: copper ion binding; copper chaperone activity. The record is from RefSeq and is a predicted model, not a curated record. Gene Ontology annotation, cellular component: mitochondrial intermembrane space. The transcript has a single exon. Gene Ontology annotation, biological process: mitochondrial respiratory chain complex IV assembly.
UGAGAUUUGUAUAACCAGAAUUCGAAAUUGUGUCUAUAAAAAUAAGCCAAAAAUAUCGUGCUACCUUAACACAAGUUUUUCUACAAAUUAUCUCAACAAUGGGCAGCAGUUUGUCCAACCAAUUUCAAGCACCUCCAGCUGCUGCUUCAGAGCCCAUCGCAGCUGGGAUCGUGGCAGCAGAGCCCAUCACGGAGGAGACCGUAGCUACCGCUUGUGACACGAACCCCAAGUGCAGUCCCUGCUGUGCCUGUCCCGAGUCCAAGCAGGCACGUGAUCAGUGCAUUGUGGAGCACGGCGAAGAGCACUGCAUGGGCGUGAUAGAUGCAUACAAAAAGUGCAUGCAGGAGGCGGGACUUAAUAUUUAAAGAAAGCAACGAGCUAGGUACCUCUCCAAAUGCUUGUUAAAGAAAUUUAAACUACAAUGAAUGAAGAGACAGAUUAAAACACGACUGAAACA